AAAAGUUUUAUUCUUUCAAGUAUUGAACUCAUUAGCUGAAUAUCUCCCUGACUCUCUCUCCCAUUUUCUCUACUUGAAUAUCUACACCUCAUAAAUCACAAUUGCCCAACUCAAUCUCCCCCAAAACCCCCCAAAAAAUGGCUACAAUCCCACUCCUUCGCCUCUCUCUCCUCCCAAAAACCACCAUUAACACCCCCAAAAAAACCUUAAUUCCACCAUUUUCAAUCUCAAACCAUCUCUUCCACCCUCUCAAAUCUCCUCUUACCUUCACCAAAUUAAAAAUCCAAUCAAUACCCAUUUCUCAAAAACCUAAAUUCUUCAAAACCCAGAAAACAAUUUGCAUGUCUUCUUCUUCAACAACCCCUGCAACAGAUCGUUUAAUCUCCUCCAUUUCUUACUUUCUUCCCUUUCUCAAUGGCCUCCAUUAUGGUCGUUUCCUGUUAGCACAAUACCCGUCUCUCUCUAUCCUCUUUGAACCCAUUUUACCCUUUUUCUCUCUUUACAAAUCACUCCCAUAUGCUAGUUUUGUUUCCUUUUUUGCCCUUUAUCUGGGUGUUGUCAGAAACCCUAGUUUUUCUCACUAUGUAAGGUUUAAUUCAAUGCAGGCACUUGUUCUAGAUGUGUUGCUUGUUCUUCCUUUGCUUUUAAUGAGGAUUUUUACUCCUGGGAAUUCUGGAUUAGGGUUUAAAUUGAUGGUUAUGAGUCAUAAUUUUUUGUUUGUUUUUAUUGUUUCUUGUUUUGUGUAUGGAGUUGUUUGCUCUAUUUUGGGGAAGACUCCUUAUUUACCCUUUGUUGCUGAUGCUGCUGGAAGACAACUCUGAUCAAAUUGGAAAAUUAGGGUUUUGAUUUAUCAAGAUUUUUCUUUUGUUGGUGGGUAGAUUUUAGUUUAAAGAAUUUGUUAAUUAAUAAUGUAUUUUGUGCUUUGAGAUGAAUUGUUAUUGAAUUAGAGAAUUUUGGUAUACUUGUAGUGAUUAAUAGACUUUUUUUUAAUUCUAAA
Molecule: messenger RNA, 997 nt
Organism: Amaranthus tricolor (Joseph's coat)
Lineage: Eukaryota; Viridiplantae; Streptophyta; Magnoliopsida; Caryophyllales; Amaranthaceae
Product: protein TIC 20-II, chloroplastic
Exons: 1
Coding region: 138-821 (227 amino acids)
Source: RefSeq, a predicted model, not a curated record